This is a messenger RNA of Aedes aegypti (yellow fever mosquito), 1778 nucleotides long. RefSeq names its product methionine--tRNA ligase, mitochondrial (gene MetRS-m). Gene Ontology annotation, molecular function: methionine-tRNA ligase activity; ATP binding. Lineage: Eukaryota; Metazoa; Arthropoda; Insecta; Diptera; Culicidae. The transcript has 4 exons. Bases 66 to 1727 code for a protein of 553 amino acids. Gene Ontology annotation, biological process: methionyl-tRNA aminoacylation. The record is from RefSeq and is a predicted model, not a curated record.
UGUCAUCUGCUGCGUACCGCUGUAAACAAUUUGUUUGGCCGUGUCCUUUUAAAGUGCCGAUCGAAAUGUGGAAAAAUGUUGGACUUCGGUGGUUUUCCAGCAAAAGCAGUAAUUUUUCUUUUGUUACGACACCCAUUUUCUAUGUAAACGCUGCGCCCCACAUUGGCCACCUUUACUCCGCGGUCAUCACAGAUGCCAUUCACCGGUUCAACAAUCUCGUCCACCCUGCCGCUCAGGCAUCGUCGAUUUUCAGCACCGGGACGGACGAGCAUGGUACCAAAAUCCAGCAAGCUGCCACGAGUCAUUCCGUGCCCGUGGACACUUACUGCCAGCAGAUUUCCGACCGGUAUCGUUCUUUGUUCCGGAAUUUUAACAUUUCGCACACGCGAUAUAUCCGGACAACCGAUGCGGAUCACACGCAAGCCGUCCAAUGCUUCUGGAAUGCAUUGGAACGUUCUGGGAGCAUCUACUCGGCCCAGUAUUCCGGCUGGUAUUGCAUCCCGGAUGAGACGUUCCUGACGGAUAGUCAGCUAAAAGAGAAUAACCUUGGGGUCAAGGUUUCCGCUGAAUCCGGCCAUCCGGUCGAGUGGACCGAAGAGAAGAAUUUCAUGUUUCGCUUAGAAAAAUACCAGGAUGACGUGCUCUACUGGAUCAAAGGCUGUGAAGAUCGGAUAGUACCGAUUAAAUUCAGGAAAAUUUUACUGGAUUUUCUUCAGGACAAACUGCCGGAUAUCUCCAUCUCUCGACCUAAGUCCCGGGUAUCCUGGGGAAUCGAUGUCCCGUCUGACCCCACACAAACCGUGUACGUAUGGCUGGAUGCGCUGGUCAACUAUUUGACCGUGAGUGGGUACCCUCAGGAGGGAUUUUCCCACCGUUGGCCUCCGACAGUGCAAGUCCUUGGAAAAGAUAUUCUAAAAUUCCAUGGGAUUUAUUGGCCAGCGUUUCUGAUUGCAGCCGGUUUGGAGCCACCGCGGCAGUUGCUGGUGCAUUCCCAUUGGACCGUAGAUGGCGAGAAAAUGUCCAAGAGUAAGGGAAACGUCGUGGAUCCGAAUGAACGGGCUUCACUGUAUACUCACGAGGGUAUAAGGUACUUCCUGCUGAGAGAAGGUGUUGCCCACAGUGAUGGAAAUUACAGCGACACAAAAAUCAUGCGAAUUAUAAACGCUGAACUGGCGGACACAUUUGGAAAUCUACUUUCAAGAUGCUGUGGUAAGGUACUGAAUCCCGAAGCUGUCGUUCCCGUCGUUCAACAGGACGAGUUCAAUACCUUAAGUCAGAUGGACGUUACCAAGAAGAUGCUUGAACUCCUAAACGAGUUGCCAGAAAAAUGCAUGACUCACUAUCGGCAGUACAAUUUCUAUCUGGUGGUUGACAGCGUAAUUCAAGUUCUGCACGCCACGAAUAACUUCUUCGAGUCGACCGCACCAUGGAAGCUGAAAAAACCUGAAGAGAAGCAACAACUGCAAGCUAUCCUAGGAGUGACCAUGGAAGUUCUGCGCCAAGCCGGAAUAAUACUGCAACCGAUUGUUCCAAUCAUGAGUGGGAAGUUGCUUGACAAGCUAAGCGUUGAACGGAAUCGGCGAUUGUGGACCGAUCUAACGCUGCAACUUGCGGAAGUGGAACGACCGCUGGCCGACACCGAUGCGGUGUUGUUUCGGAGGAUAAUUCCACCGAAAGUGGAGGUGGUUAAGGAGCCCAAGGCGAAAAAGUUGAAAAAGAAGAAUUAAUCAAAAAAAUUUGGGGUGGGUAAUGUCUUUUACAUUACCGCGGGGUUGACG